Molecule: messenger RNA, 1266 nt
Organism: Micropterus salmoides (largemouth bass)
Lineage: Eukaryota; Metazoa; Chordata; Actinopteri; Centrarchiformes; Centrarchidae
Gene: phyhd1
Product: phytanoyl-CoA dioxygenase domain containing 1
Exons: 11
Coding region: 1-957 (318 amino acids)
Source: RefSeq, a predicted model, not a curated record
AUGGUCGGAAAUCAGUGUCGGCAGGCUGUAUGUUACCCGGAUGUCUCUGUCCCGCGAGCUGGACUUCUCCAAGCAGACCAUGGAUUUUUGGCAGAUCGGGAUGUGCAAAAGUACGUGGAGGAUGGAUAUGUGGUUCUGGACGGACUGCUGACCUCCCAGGAGUGUGACGAGCUGAAGCAAAGGAUGGCAGAGAUAGUGGACCAGAUGGACGUCCCGGAGCACUGCCGCACCACCUUCUCCACCUACCAUGACGAGCAGCUCAAAACACAGGGAAAUGCUGACUAUUUCAUCACCAGUGGAGAUAAGAUCCGCUUUUUCUUUGAGAAAGGAGUUUUUGAUGACAAAGGGGAAUUCAUCGUACCAAAACAGCGGUCCCUAAAUAAAGUCGGACAUGCACUACAUGCCUAUGAGCCACUGUACAAAAAGGUUACACAUUCACCCAAAGUUCAGGGCAUAGCGAAGAAGCUGGGUCUUGUAAGUCCUGUGAUACUGCAAAGCAUGUACAUUUUUAAGCAACCUGGGAUUGGUGGGGAAGUGACUCCACAUCAAGAUGCCACAUUUCUGUACACGGUGCCCCUGGGCAGAGUUAUGGGGCUGUGGAUUGCCCUGGAAGAUGCCACCAUUAACAAUGGCUGCCUGUGGUUUAUCCCGGGGUCACACAACAGUGGUAUUUCCCGGCGUAUGGUGCGUACUCCAAAGGGCACCUUUCCCCUGACAGACUUCACUGGUCGAGAGCAGACCUAUGAUGACGAGAAGUUUGUUGCUGCACCUGUUAAAAAAGGUGGUGUAGUCCUGAUCCAUGGGGAGGUGGUGCAUCGCAGUGCUGAAAACACCUCAGAAGACUCUCGCCAUGUCUACACCUUCCACAUGAUGGAAUCCAAGGACACCUGCUGGAGCCCUGACAACUGGUUGCAACCCACUGAAGAGCUCCCUUUCCCGUCUCUCUACACUAAAUGAAGGAUGUUUUGGACAUUUGGUGGAGCAGUUCAUUGAAAUACUACAAGUUUCCCUCUCUCCUGAAGAAGGACCAACAUUAUGAACAGCUUUAACCAUAUGAAAUGUGCUAUUUCACAUGGCUUGUUUUGUAUCCUACAUGACACCAUCUGUUCCUCUGAGCUACACGUAGGCUGGUAUAUAGCCUGAUCCAGAAUUACUUCAAAAGCAGAGUCAGUACUGGAUUAAUGGUGAUUAACUCAGAACAGAUGAAUGUAUCAAUGUUUUUAAAUGGGAGUCUUUAAUACAUAAAAAAUAAAAUUUUAAAAAACA